Messenger RNA from Cylicocyclus nassatus, 561 nucleotides. The record is from the annotation of a GenBank genome assembly. NCBI's taxonomy places the organism in Eukaryota, Metazoa, Nematoda, Chromadorea, Rhabditida, Strongylidae.
AUGUCUCUAAUCAUCGCAUCUACACUUUUUGCUAUGGCUGUUGCACAAUAUGCACCAGUAGCACCACCGCCUGCACCAAUGUGUAAUCCAGGAUGUGUAGGAGGAGCUGCAUGCAUCUCCGGCGCUUGCCAAUGUGCCCAACCAGCCGUCGUCUAUAGUCCUGUUGUUGGAUGUGCUCCUAUUCCGGUAGCACCAGCUCCACCUCCAGUAGCACCAGCACCAGUAGUCGCAGGACGCUUGAUCCCACAGGCCCUCCCCGGCUCCCCAUGUGAACCUGGAGUUGAAUGCACAGGAGGCUCAGUCUGCUCAAUGGGUAUGUGCGCCUGCCCACCAGAACUCGUUCAGGAAGGUACCGUCUGUAUCAGCCGAACCAUCUAUAGUGUUCUACCGCCGCCAGCCAUGGUUGUUCCAAGUGUUCCAGUUGCACCACUAGCCCUCGGAACUCCAUGUUAUGCUGCUCCAGCACCAUGUGUAGCCGGUGCGAUGUGCUCAGCUGGAGUGUGUCAAUGUUCACCGGCCUACACACCGGUUGCCGGCGGAUGUGUGCUUAGGAGUGAGUGA